Messenger RNA from Rhopalosiphum maidis (corn leaf aphid), 741 nucleotides. RefSeq names its product guanine nucleotide-binding protein subunit gamma-1-like. Gene Ontology annotation, cellular component: heterotrimeric G-protein complex. Gene Ontology annotation, molecular function: G-protein beta-subunit binding. The coding region runs from base 286 to 498 and encodes 70 amino acids. The record is from RefSeq and is a predicted model, not a curated record. NCBI's taxonomy places the organism in Eukaryota, Metazoa, Arthropoda, Insecta, Hemiptera, Aphididae. Gene Ontology annotation, biological process: G protein-coupled receptor signaling pathway. The transcript has a single exon.
CCCAAGGCGAUUAUCAAUACUGCUAAGCUUUAGCAUUUAGUAACUACUGUUGAAUGUGAAGUGUUAACUAUUUUAUCUCAACUAUAAUUUAAACAAUAAAGUACAGCUUAAUUUUGUUUAUUGUUUAUACAAUUAUUAUUAAAAACAUUUAAACUGAUUUGUUAAUUAUUAUAUUGAUCAAUAUCCGCCCACUUCAAGUCACUUCUAGUCCUUACAUUGGACUUGUAUUUCUGUUUGUAAGUGUGACCACACCCAUCGAAAAUAGGCCUAUCCGAUACUGCAGUCAUGGACAUGAUGAUUUCCAAUCUGCAACAGCAGCGGCAGAUAACGGAACAGCUUCGCCGAGAAGCAGCUGUGAAACGUAUACCUGUUUCACAAGCUAUACAAGACAUUAUAAAGUAUAUCAGAGAAAGAGAAAUGGAAGAUUGUCUAAUGGUUGGUUUUUCAUCACAGAAAGCUAAUCCAUUCAGAGAGAAAAGUAGUUGUGCAGUCAUUUAAAUUUAUGUAUUAUUUAAAAGUUAAAACUACUUACAAUUAAUAUUGAAAUUUUAAAAGAAACAAAAAUAAACAAUUUAUACUAUAUCUACUGUAUUAACGAGUACCUAUUGAUCAAUUAUAAUUAUUUUAACUUCUCAUUUACAAAUUUUUGUUUGCUUAGCUAUGUACCAGUAAAAAUUUAUUAUAUUAUAUAAUGUGUAUUAUCUGAUUCAUUUUUUUAAAGCAAUAAAAUGUUUGUACGAC